GGAAGUAUGUUGCUGCUGACUUAACAGACUUGGGGAGUCAACAUAGGCAGCUCGUCGAAGUUUUCUGCAACAUUUUUUCCCCACUAAAGGCGCAAUUUGCUUUCACAAAAGAAGACGGUAGGACGUGGUUCUCUUUUGAGAUAAACGCAAAGUGUAUUUUACAGUUGGUGUCUCAGAUUUGACUGUUCGUCACUGUGAUAGACAUCAGGGACAGGCCACACUGCACACUUUGACCUGCUAAACCGUUUUCCAGCCACCAUGUCCAAACUAACAGCUAGCAUGCCCCCUCCAUAGUGUCUUUCUUCAUCUCCAUUCCAUUUCUUGUCCACCCCUGAUGCAGUAACGUCUGGUAGCAACACUAGUGGCCGACCCCUUCAAGCGUGAUGAGCAGCUUGCACCGGCAGCAUCAUGGCAGCACAGGCUCAGAACGAGAUCUUCACUCGGCUGCUUCCUCUGUUAGCCUCCCCUCAGUUAAAAAGACUCCCAAGAAACGUCGCCUUUCCCUCCAUUCACUCUUUGGUCGGCGACGACGCCCUGACCAUGAUUGCAAGCACAAGUCCAAGACCCUGCAUACUGCAGCUGGAGUGGAUGGCAUUGUCAGUACGGAAAGUGUCCAGUCAGAAACUUUCCAGGAUAAAACAUCUGCCCACUCUGCACAGGGCGUAGCAUCGACUUCGUCAGAAUCGGAAUCUUCAUCAGAGCUGCUUGAGUGUCCACUGUGCCUACUGCGUCACACACGAGACCGUUUCCCAGACAUCAUGACCUGUCACCACCGCUCAUGCAUAGACUGCUUGCGGCAAUAUCUGCGUAUUGAGAUUUCAGAGUCCCGCAUCAAUAUCAGCUGCCCAGAAUGUUCUGAGCGCUUUAAUCCCCACGAUAUCCAGAUGAUUCUGGGGGACCGAGCUCUCAUGGAGAAGUAUGAAGAGUUCAUGCUGAGAAGGUGGCUGGUUGCAGAACCUGACUGCCGCUGGUGCCCUGCCCCAGACUGUGGCUAUGCAGUCAUUGCAUUUGGUUGCGCCAGCUGCCCAAAGAUUACAUGUGGACGUGAUGGCUGUGGAACAGAGUUUUGCUACCACUGUAAACAGCUGUGGCAUCCCAACCAGACAUGUGACACUGCGCGCCAGCAAAGGGCCCAAACCUUCCGGCUCAGGAGUUUCAGGUCAUCUUCCCUUAGUUACAGCCAAGAAAGUGGAGCUGCAGGUGAUGACAUCAAGCCUUGUCCAAGGUGCUCUGCCUACAUCAUUAAGAUGAACGAUGGCAGCUGUAAUCACAUGACAUGUGCUGUUUGUGGCUGUGAGUUUUGUUGGCUCUGCAUGAAAGAGAUCUCUGACCUGCACUACCUAAGUCCUUCAGGCUGCACCUUCUGGGGCAAGAAACCCUGGAGCAGAAAGAAGAAAAUUCUCUGGCAGCUGGGCACAUUAGUUGGUGCACCCGUAGGCAUUGCUCUGAUUGCCGGCAUUGCUAUCCCUGCAAUGAUCAUUGGCAUCCCUGUCUAUGUAGGCAGAAAGAUCCAUAAUCGCUAUGAGGGAAAAGACAUUUCUAAACACAAGCGGAACUUGAUAAUAACUGGUGGCGUGACAUUGUCUGUGAUUGUGUCACCUGUGGUUGCAGUGGUCACUGUGGGCAUUGGUGUUCCCAUCAUGCUGGCGUAUGUUUACGGGGUUGUUCCAAUCUCACUGUGCCGCAGUGGUGGCUGUGGAGUGUCUGCAGGCAAUGGCAAAGGGGUGCGAAUCGAGUUUGAUGAUGAAAAUGAUAACAUCGGUAGUGGAGCAGCAGCUACAGACACAACGUCUGUAGCAGAAACACGGCUCAACAAUCCCAGCCUCGGAGAUGGAGCGAGUGUGGGUGGCCUGACAGGCCUGAGCCUCAGUGUCAGUGGUAGCCACAUGGAGCGCUGUGGAAUGGGUUCCACUCAGCGCGACAACUUGAGUGACAACGCCAGUACCACAGCCCUCGCUGGGACCAGCAUCACUGGCAGCCUGUCUGGAAGCUGCUAUAACAGGAUGGAGGUGCAGGCUGACGUCCAGAAGGAGCGGUGCAGUCUGAGUGGAGAGUCGGCAACUGUCAGCCUGGGAACAAUCAGCGACAAUGCCAGUACAAAAGCCAUGGCAGGAUCCAUCCUCAAUGCUUACAUGCCGUUGGAAAGAGACAACAGUCUGGAAGUGCAGGCAGAUGUAGAGUCCAAACAGAAGGUGAGGCACGGCAGCGCCAGUAGCAGCCUGGAUGAAGCCAGUUGUAGCAGUGCUGGCCUGAAAGGAGCGAGCGGUGGCAUGUGCUUGUGCUCCUCCACCUGCUGCUAUGCACACCACGACAGCCAGUGCUGCCCGUCUUCUCCGUGGUCAAAGGAGCAACCGUCUAGCUCAUCCUCCUCAGGGGGCAAGAAGAGCAAAGGAAAGCUCUGGAAAAAGGCCGGCGGUAGCAGCAGUAAAGAUGAAAUGAAAAUUCAUGAGAUGCGAGAAGACAUUGAUGCUCAGCUCCUGGACCAGCGUAGCACCAACUCCUCAGAGUUUGAUUCACCAUCCUUAAGCGGCAGCCUGCCCUCAGUGGCCGACUCGCACUGUAGCCACUUCUCGUCAGAGCUCAGCUCCUCGGAUCCUGAAACCUUAAAACCAUCUCCACCCCUUCCGAUUAGCCCUUACCCUCAUACUAGCACUGCCUUUAAUGACGUCUCUGUCACACCGAUGCCUGAGGUGGAGGACGAGCGCUUGCAGCAUUACACAACUCAGAGUAACCGUACAGCCUUCACCCACCACACACUGUCCUCGUCUCCUCCUGCUUUUCCAGAAGAGGGCAGUGGAGGGACAUUUCUGCACAUCACCGAGGAGAGCGGAGACGAUGUCGAAGACGAGAACCUAAAAGAAGAGGCUAACAACACUGCACUCCAGCCUGUGAGCCCAGCUAGAAAGCACUGCAUACAGACCGAUAUCUAAACAAACUGUCUUCAUAUCUCUGGUAUCGGUUGCGUCACUGCUGCUAGCGCAGUUGCCUUUACAUCUAACUUCACUUCGAGUGGAGCAUGUAUUUUGGAAAAAUGUUGAUUAGUGUUAAAGCUAGUAUGAUUUCUAGUUCUAGUAAUCCUAGUUAUGAACUUUAUCUUCUGAGGAGUCAGACGUGUAUGAGUGUUCCAGUGUACAACGUAAGAAGGACAAAGUGCAAGUUGGAGCGAGAUU
Molecule: messenger RNA, 3170 nt
Organism: Thalassophryne amazonica
Lineage: Eukaryota; Metazoa; Chordata; Actinopteri; Batrachoidiformes; Batrachoididae
Product: E3 ubiquitin-protein ligase RNF19A-like
Exons: 10
Coding region: 384-2930 (848 amino acids)
Biological process (GO): positive regulation of proteasomal ubiquitin-dependent protein catabolic process; ubiquitin-dependent protein catabolic process; protein polyubiquitination
Cellular component (GO): cytoplasm; ubiquitin ligase complex
Molecular function (GO): ubiquitin protein ligase activity; ubiquitin conjugating enzyme binding; zinc ion binding
Source: RefSeq, a predicted model, not a curated record